CUUCGAACUUAUUCUUGAACCACCCGCGAGCAGCUCGCGCUAUUUGUAAAAGUUUCUCUGAGGAUCGAUUCAUUAUCACGCGGGACCUUGGGCCCCCUCAACGAAACAAAUAUGAUAAACCAGAAACGACUUCCUGACUUUCGGGCCUACACCAUCGGGUGGAUCGCCGCUCUGAACGCAGAACUCACGGCCGCGCUUGCUAUGCUUGACGAAAGUCACCGACAACCAGAAAACUUCAUUCAAAAUCAACGAGAUACGAACAGCUACUCAUGGGGCCGCAUCGGCGCUCACAAUGUGAUCAUCGCAUCCUUGGCCGAAGGAAGCUAUGGCCUUGUAUCUGCAGCAACGACCGCUACCAGCAUGAUUCUCUCACUUCCACAUAUCCGAUUCGGUCUCAUGGUCGGCAUCGGUGCCGGGAUUCCUAGAUUAGAAGACGGUGUUGAUAUUCGUCUCGGCGAUGUUGUGGUUAGCCAGCCCAUUGAUGGGUCUUCGGGAGUCGUACAGUACGAUUUGGGGAAGUUGAAGGCACACGGCGAAUUCCAGCGAGUUGGUUCGCUCGCUCCUCCACCGGCAGUCCUGCUCAAAGGGUUGGCAAAGUUGAAAGCUGAUCAGCGGCUUAAUGGAAGCCAGUUACCAAGAAUACUGGCUGAUGCACUCAAACUCUUUCCACGACUGGCGGAAUCGCGCGGUAAAGAGGCAGCGUUCAUUCAUCAAGGACUCCAAAACGAUCGGCUAUUCGCAGCGUCAUCGAUACAUAUGCAAGUCAUGGAUAUUCAGAGACCCUUACAUUCGAAAAAGCAAGUCCUGAUGAAGUUCGCGCAGCUUUCCUACCAUCAUCUUUACAAUUCAACAGUCUGGAUCUGGGGAAUGAUCAUGUUUUUUUUCUUCUCUCAAUGGAGGUCUAUAAAGAACAGAAGUGGUGCAGAAUUGGUCACAAAAUCUCAGGCCAGAGAAGCAAGACUCCAAAGCAUUACGAAGACUGAGACUUGCGUACACUGCAAUCCUGAAGAUGAACUCACAAGAGACAAUCGACCCGACACCGACCCUGAGAUACACUAUGGCACCAUUGCUUCUGGAAAUUCAAUUGUCAAAGAAAGCGUUUCCCGAGGCCAAAUCCUGCAAAAGCUUGAGACAAAAUGUCUUUGUUUUGAGAUGGAGGCGGCCGGUCUGAUGAAUGACUUCCCCUGUCUCGUGAUAAGAGGAGUUUGUGACUACGCAGACAGCCACAAGAAUGAUAGGUGGCAAAACUAUGCGGCCAUUGUUGCUGCUGCGUAUGCUAAAGAGCUCCUGUUGGUCAUGGAAGCUACGAAUGUGGUACAGACCAAGCAAAUAGGAGAGAUUAUAGGAAUAGGUCAAUCGAGGCAACCACGAGACACACAUUGGGAAGUUCAAGAGCUGAGCGCUGGUGAUCGGUUCGAUAAGCUUCGAUCGUGGCUUUCUGCACCAGACCCAUCAAUCGACCACAACAAGGCAUCCAAUCUCCACCAUGCUGGCACAUGCCAGUGGUUCCUUGAAAGCCCGAAGUACUUGCAAUGGAAGACGGAAUCCCGUUCAGCCUUGUGGCUACAUGGCUUACCAGGAUGUGGUAAGACGAUCUUGAGCUCAAGGAUCAUCACAGAUCUACAGCACGGCGGUCUUAUCUGCCUGUAUUUCUAUUUCACAUUCACCGAUACGAAAAAACAGUCAUUGGAUAUGGCCGUUCGAUCGCUCGUGUACCAACUUUAUUGCCAGAGCAAGCCCGCUGAAGUAUAUCUCAACUCAGUCUUCGACUCCAGAGCGAACAAUUUGGCGCAACCUGACACCAACUGCUUAUGCUCUUGGUUCGAAGCCAUGGUAAAAGAGACUGGUGAAGUCUGGAUUGUACUAGAUGCUCUUGACGAAUGGGAAACCAAUCACGAAUGUCAAGAGGGUCAAGCCCUGAAGAACAAAGGACUACUCCCAUGGAUCAAAACCCUUCUGAAAUCCUGGGAAAGCAAUUUUCAUAUCAUAUUUACAAGCCGUGACGAGAAGAACAUUCGAAAAGCUCUGGAAGCCAUUCCAGAAAAUAUGCAGAUUUCUGUACGCAACGAACAUGUCGAUGCUGACAUACAGUCAUUCAUCCAAACAACGAUUGCGACUUGGGAUGACUUGUGUGAAUGGAAAGACGACCAAACUUCUCGACAGAAAGUUGAGAAACAUUUGAUCAGUCAUGCUGACGGUAUGUUCCGCUGGGUAUCCUGCCAACUCGUUACUCUGAAAGACUGCUGCGACGGCGAACAGCUACAAGAAACCCUGGCAAGUUUGCCAAAAACGUUGGACGAAACUUAUGCGAGAAUCCUGGACAAAAUUCCUGGUCCGCGUAAGCAAAAAGCUUGGAGAUUAUUGCAAUUUUUACUCUAUUCGCAAGAUCCCCUGACUUU
Molecule: messenger RNA, 2399 nt
Organism: Colletotrichum acutatum
Lineage: Eukaryota; Fungi; Ascomycota; Sordariomycetes; Glomerellales; Glomerellaceae
Product: nucleoside phosphorylase domain-containing protein
Exons: 3
Biological process (GO): nucleoside metabolic process
Molecular function (GO): catalytic activity
Source: RefSeq, a predicted model, not a curated record